Perognathus longimembris pacificus (Pacific pocket mouse) is the source of this 969-nucleotide messenger RNA. Its product is annotated as acyl-CoA desaturase 3-like. Gene Ontology annotation, biological process: unsaturated fatty acid biosynthetic process; response to fatty acid. Gene Ontology annotation, cellular component: endoplasmic reticulum membrane. The record is from RefSeq and is a predicted model, not a curated record. Bases 16 to 858 code for a protein of 280 amino acids. NCBI's taxonomy places the organism in Eukaryota, Metazoa, Chordata, Mammalia, Rodentia, Heteromyidae. Gene Ontology annotation, molecular function: iron ion binding; stearoyl-CoA 9-desaturase activity; palmitoyl-CoA 9-desaturase activity. The transcript is spliced from 5 exons.
GUGUCUGAAACCAAAAUGCCUGUGCCCUUGCUGCAAGAGAAGAAUGGAAAAGAGAAGCUGAAGAAGAUGCCCCUAUACUUUGAAGAAGACAUCCGCCCUGAAAUGAAAGAGGACAUCUAUGACCCCACCUACCAGGAUGAGGUGGGCCCCCCUCCGAAGCUGGAGUACGUGUGGAGAAACAUCAUCCUCAUGGCUCUGCUGCACCUGGGAGCCCUGUAUGGGAUUACACUGCUUCCUGCCUGCAAGGCCUACACCUGGCUCUGGGCUUUUCUGUGCUAUGUAAUCAGUAUCCUGGGCAUCACAGCAGGGGUGCAUCGCCUGUGGAGCCACCGGACUUACAAAGCACGGCUGCCUCUCAGGAUCUUCCUCAUCAUUGCCAACACCAUGGCAUUCCAGAAUGAUGUAUAUGAAUGGGCCCGAGAUCACCGCGCCCACCACAAGUUCUCAGAAACUCAUGCUGAUCCUCACAAUUCUCGUCGUGGCUUUUUCUUCUGUCACAUGGGUUGGCUGCUUGUGCGCAAACACCGAGCUGUCAAAGAGAAGGGUGAUUUGCUAGACCUAUCUGACCUCAAAGCGGAGAAACUGGUGAUGUUCCAGAGGAGGUACUACAAGCCUAGUCUCCUGUUGAUGUGCUUCAUCCUGCCCACACUAGUUCCCUGGUAUUGUUGGGGUGAAACUAUUCGACACAGCUUGUAUGUUGCUACUUUCCUGAGAUACGCUGUAGUGCUCCAUGUGACCUGGCUGGUGAACAGCGUUGCCCACCUCUAUGGAUAUCGCCCUUUUGACAAGAACAUUGAUGCCCGUGAAAAUGUCCUGGUUUCAUUGGGAUCUCUGGGUAAGUCAGCAGUGUCAACGUGACCACAUUCAGUAUUCAGUUAAGCGCUGGAAAUGCCAUCUGAGUCUGUGAGACAUUUUGUGUCUGAGAUUUUUCGCCACAAAACUAGUAGUUACCAAAUGGGGAUAACCUUG